Molecule: messenger RNA, 939 nt
Organism: Rhagoletis pomonella (apple maggot)
Lineage: Eukaryota; Metazoa; Arthropoda; Insecta; Diptera; Tephritidae
Gene: viaf
Product: viral IAP-associated factor homolog
Exons: 2
Coding region: 187-906 (239 amino acids)
Biological process (GO): protein folding
Cellular component (GO): cytoplasm
Source: RefSeq, a predicted model, not a curated record
UUCUGGCCACUUUAUCAAGUUUAGUGUUUGGCAGCACUGAUAUCUCUGAAUGGGAACAAUCAAUUUUUUUUAGAUUAGUCAGAGAAGUGUUAUUUUUUUAAAUAAAUAAAUUAACUUUUAUUACUUUUUGUGUUAAAGUUUCAUCAUACCGACUAAAGAUAUCACAUACAAUAUAAGGCUUUCAAUAUGCAGGACCCUAAUGAAGAUACCGAAUGGAAUGAUGUACUCCGUGCCAAGGGCAUUUUGCCCCCGAAACAAGAGGCUGAAAUUACGGAGGAACAAAUCCAAGCUAUGGUGGACGACGCUAUAAAUAAACGCACAAAUUUGAGGUCGGGAGAAGACGCCCGUUCCAAGGAAAUUGACGAUAUGACACUAGAUGAGUUAGAUGAACUAGAGGACUCAGAAGAUGAAGAGGUCUUGGAGCAAUAUCGUCUGCGACGCAUUGCAGAAAUGAGAGCUUUUGCGGAAAAGGCAAAAUUUGGCACAGUGCGGGAGAUAUCCGGACAGGACUAUGUAAGUGAGGUGACGAAAGCUGGAGAAGGCAUUUGGGUGGUUUUACACCUCUAUGCCAAUGGAGUGCCGUUAUGCGCACUCAUCCAUCACCACAUGCAACAGCUGGCAGUGCGUUUCCCACAGACAAAGUUCUUGCGAUCAAUAGCAACAACUUGUAUACCAAAUUUUCCCGAAAAAAAUCUACCAACAAUUUUCAUAUAUCACGAAGGUCAAUUGAAGAAGCAAUACAUUGGUCCAUUAGAGCUACGUGGUGAAAAACUAACGCUUGAUGAAUUGGAGUUUAUGCUGGGAGUAGCAGGGGCGGUUCCAACAGAAAUAAAGGAAGAUCCACGGCCACAAAUCCGGGACAAAAUGCUCGCUGAUUUGGAGAGUCAAAAUAUUGAUUUCUAUUAAAUGAGCAUAAUAAAAAGAUAAGAAAAAAAAGUA